Molecule: messenger RNA, 992 nt
Organism: Acomys russatus (golden spiny mouse)
Lineage: Eukaryota; Metazoa; Chordata; Mammalia; Rodentia; Muridae
Gene: Pea15
Product: proliferation and apoptosis adaptor protein 15
Exons: 5
Coding region: 206-598 (130 amino acids)
Biological process (GO): negative regulation of extrinsic apoptotic signaling pathway via death domain receptors; MAPK cascade
Molecular function (GO): protein binding
Source: RefSeq, a predicted model, not a curated record
AGGCUCUGCUCCGCGGGCGGAAGAGGCGGCGGCGGCAGGAGCGGCAGCAGCGGCGGCAGGAGCCAAGGAGCAGGCUCCAGACGCUGCUUAGGAACCGGGGACCCGGGAGUGCCCGCACCCUGAGCUCUCAGCUCCGGAGGCGGGUUUUCCUUUUCUCCCUCCAUCCAGACCUGUGCUCACUCUUCUAAACUUCCACAUUUGAGUCAUGGCAGAGUACGGGACUCUCCUUCAGGACCUAACCAACAACAUCACCCUUGAAGAUCUGGAACAGCUCAAGUCAGCCUGCAAGGAGGACAUCCCCAGCGAGAAGAGUGAGGAGAUCACUACAGGCGGUGCCUGGUUUAGCUUCCUGGAGAGCCACAACAAGCUGGACAAAGACAACCUCUCCUACAUCGAGCACAUCUUUGAGAUCUCCCGCCGUCCCGACCUACUCACUAUGGUGGUCGACUACAGAACCCGUGUGUUAAAGAUCUCUGAGGAGGAUGAGCUGGACACCAAGCUAACCCGUAUCCCCAGUGCCAAGAAGUACAAAGACAUUAUCCGGCAGCCCUCUGAGGAAGAAAUCAUCAAAUUGGCUCCCCCACCAAAGAAGGCCUGAGCAAGGGGGAGGAAGAGGAGGAAGGUUGGAUCUUCACCAGACCACUGCCUUCCCCAUCCUCAAUGGGAGGGGCUAGGGCCACCCCCUGCCCUGUACCCACUUACUAACUUGGUCCUAACCCCCUUACUAUGCGCGUGUGUGUGCGUGUGCGCACGCUCUGGCUGUCUGUCUGUCUAGCUCAUCUAGUUCCUCCUCCUCAUGAGAGGAUUGGAGUCAGGGGAGGGGGAACUUAAUUUCCCCACUCUAGGGGGAGGUGGAAGCUAUUUCUAUGUAAAUAGAAAUUGGAACAUUCCUCCUCCUCCCCGUCCCUCCACUCCUCCCCUACAUCUUUAAAGUAUGGAAGCAGAAAGGACCUGCACUUUCCUACCCUGAGGAGCUAAGGUGAAGAUGAGGC